Molecule: messenger RNA, 2024 nt
Organism: Aplysia californica (California sea hare)
Lineage: Eukaryota; Metazoa; Mollusca; Gastropoda; Aplysiida; Aplysiidae
Product: sodium-dependent glucose transporter 1C
Exons: 5
Coding region: 319-1884 (521 amino acids)
Biological process (GO): transmembrane transport
Source: RefSeq, a predicted model, not a curated record
GCAUUGAGUUCAUUGAGUCAAAAUUAAGAUUUGUCACAGGGAAGUGCUGAGUGUUCUAAGCCAGCCUACUAAGUGUGGGUUUUGUAGGCCUGUGUCCUACUGAUAAUGUCCAUUUGUGGUUGCAUGGUGCAUAUUAAAAUUUAUCGGGCGCUAGGCCCUAAGGCCUAACUUGAACAUUGUGAUUGCCGGCCGGCUGCAGUCAGACAGAGCUCGGACAUCGCCUUGACUUUUCUUCUUGUGUCCAAACCCAGUGCAAAAUAGGCCUACAGUGCUGGUUUAGUCUGACAGACUGAUGGUCGAUUUGAAGUCAGCUGCACAAUGGCUAAUGAAGUGGUAGAAUGUGGAGCAGCCACAAGGGAGACUGAGAAUUGCCAUGAUCCAUUCCUUACGGAACAAGGAAAUUCAGUUCCAAAACAAAGAGAAAAGAGCUCCCUUGAGAAAUUCAAAGAUCAUGAGUAUCGAAGAAAAUUCUUGCAUUCAGUGGUCCUGUCGUGUUCCAGUUUUGUUUUGGGCUUAGUGAUUGGACAGCAAGGACCAACAUUUUUGGAUCUUUUGAUCAUCACCGGCGUAGACCUUGAGACAGGAUCAUCCUUCUUUACUGCAGCUUCCUGCGGCUAUUUGUUUGGCUCAUUUGUUAGUGGAUUCUUACAUGGCAAGGUAAAUGACCAUAUAAUGAUGGUUGUGGUCAGUGCUGGAGCAGGCACAGCUGCCAUCAUCACUCCACACUGCUCACCUUUCUGGCUCAUGAUCUGUAUACGGUUUCUAACAAACAUGUUCUGUGGUGGCAUUGACACUUUUGCUAAUGCCCAGCACCUAGGUCUGUGGGGAUCUGAGGGCCGGGCUUUACUGCAGUUCAUUCAUUUCACAUUUGCUUUGGGCGGAAUGCUGACACCUUUGUAUACAGAGCCAUUCCUUGCGGAAAAAGAUGUUUCAGAUGAUCACACUACAGAUUCCCAGCUCAGCAUUAAUACAACAGCUGUGCCAUAUUCACUGAACACCUCAAUCAUGGAAAAUACUUCAACUUCUAGUCACAACAUGACCAUCUCAGGUGACCACCAGAUCAGUUCGAAUGUUCAUUAUGCUUUCCUUAUAACAGGAAUUUUGUCUUUCCUUGCAUCCAUUCCAUACAUAGUGCUCUAUUUUACAGACAAAUCAGGAAAAAGUUCUUCAGACGGUCCAUCUAGUGAUGAGAAAUCUAGAAAAGUCCCUUUACCCUUACGUGUGUUUAUGAUCAUAGUGUUGUGCCUCCUCUAUGUGGUAUACUGUUGUGUUGAAGACACCUUUGCUUCUUUCCUAAUGACCUUUGUUGUUAAUGAAUACGACCAUGUUACUAAGUCUAAAGGAGCUUACAUGACCACUUUUUACUGGGCUUCAUUCGCUGUUGGAAGAUUUCUCAGCAUUUUUUUAGCAAAAUACAUGCGAGCAGUGAGGCUAAUGUAUUUAUGUAGCACUCUUAUGAUAAUUGCAUAUUCAGCGUUUCUUGUCAGUGCCCACUUUGCUGCAAUAGAUGCCCUAACAGUUUUUGCAGGCUUAGCAGGGGUAGCUAUGUCGUCUUUAUUUCCUUCUGGCCUGUCUUGGACAGAAGCAGAGCUGAUGCCUGUUACAGGUUGGAUUUCAUCCUUUAUUUUGAUUGGCAGCUCUAUAGGGAUGAUGGUGAACCCUCUGAUUUUAGGGUACCUUAUGGAAGAGGUUGCAAACAUGUGGUUUUGUUAUCUCUUGCUUGGGGAAACACUGUUAAUGUGUGUUAUAUUUUUGUUUCUCUUGUUCUUCAACCGUAAGUAUGUUAACAUCAAGUAUGGACCUGUGACCCUGCCUGUGACUAGUUCUGUUACUGUCGUAGCUCCUCCUGAAUCUGAAAGUCUUCACAGUGCAAAGAUGCUCUAAUUAUAAAUACAGUCGUCUCCGCCUAAGAUCCCACCGUUUAUGGUCCUGGUUCGCCUAAGAUCCCGCUGUUUUGGAAAAACAGAAGUUUUACUAUAUUAUAAUAGUCACCCCUAAGAUCCCGCACUGAAGGAGCUACAUUC